CUUGCAAAGCACGAAGCGGCCGCCCUCCUCCCUCUUCAGCUCUUCCCCCAAACCCCAACCAUGGCAGCCGCCGCCGACCAAAACCCUAAGGACGCUGAACCCCACGAGCCCGCCACCGAUGAGAGUCCCGAGUUCGCCGAGGAGGAGUACGACGAGUAUGGGGAGGACGAGGACGAGGACGAGGAGGAAGAGCCGGACGGGCCAGCUGCCGCGGCGGCGGAGCGGGAGCGAGUGAAGUCCGUGUUCCAGCGGCUGUCUUCCGAUCCGGUGGGCAUCCGCGUCCACGACGUGGUCAUCAAGGGCAACUCCAAGACGCGGGACGACCUCAUCGAGGCGGAGGUCGCCGACCUCCUCCGCGCCGCGCCCACCGUGCAGGACCUGCUCCGCGCGGCCAGCGUCGCCAGCGCGCGGCUGCACCGGCUCGACGUGUUCGACGCCGUCAAGAUCACGCUCGACGCGGGCCCGCCCGAGCUGCCCGGCACCACCAACGUCGUCAUCGAGGUCGUCGAGGCCGCCAACCCCGUCACGGGGACCGCUGGGGUCUAUUCCAAGCCCGAGUCAAGAUCUUGGUCCCUGGAAGGGUCACUUAAGUUGAAGAACCUGUUUGGCUACGGUGACAUCUGGGAUGCUUCUGGUGCUUAUGGUUGGGACCAAACAACAGAGGUUGGAGUUGGAGUCUCCUUACCAAGGUUUAAAUCAAUACCAACACCGUUGAUGGCCCGGGCAUCUUUGUCGUCACAAGAUUGGUUAAAGUUCUCAUCAUACAAGGAGCGCCUAUUUGGUCUUUCAUUUGGUUUGCUUUCAACCUUGAACCAUGACUUGUCUUAUAACCUUACAUGGCGUACCUUAACUGAUCCAUCACGUGCCUCAUCAAAGGCCAUAAGGAGGCAGUUAGGGCAUAAUCUUCUUUCUGCAUUGAAAUAUACAUACAAGAUUGAUGAAAGGGAUUCACAUCUCAGGCCAACAAAAGGAUAUGCAUUUAUAUCAACUUCUCAAGUUGGUGGUCUAUGUGAUAGCAGAGGAUUGAAAUUUUUUCGGCAGGAGUUUGAUGUUCGUAGCGCUGUGCCUUUGGGAUUCUAUAAUUCUGCUCUCAAUGUUGGCGCAGGAGCGGGCAUUGUUUUACCACUAGGAAGGGGAUUCAUGAAUUUAUCUUCACCUGUGCCUGAUAGAUUUUACCUUGGAGGUCAUUCUUCUCCAGUUUGCAGCUUGAGCGGACUGUCAUCCUUGCUGGGUUUCAGAACAAGAGGAGUUGGCCCAACAGAACCACGGAGGCUUAUCCCUGGUGAAUCUGAUGGUGGCUCUGCUGCCCCUCCAGGAAGGGAUUACCUAGGAGGUGAUCUUGCCGUUUCUGCCUUUGCUGACCUUUCUUUUGACUUGCCUCUCAAGUUAUUUAGAGAUGCCGGCAUACAUGGUCACGCAUUUCUCACUGCUGGGAAUGUUGUGAAAUUGUCGGAGGGUGAGUAUAAGAAGUUCUCAGUUUCUGAAUUCCGGCACACAUUUAGGAGCUCUGCAGGUGUUGGCAUUAUUUUGCCUACUAAACUUUUUCGUGUGGAGGUGAACUACUGUUACAUUCUAAAGCAAGCUGAGCAUGACUGUGGAAAGACGGGGAUCCAGUUCAGCUUCUCCUCGCCCUUGUAGGAACUUGCAUGAAAUGUUUUGCAGCCGAAGUAGCUUCUCUUUCCCUUGUAGACUCGCCUUCUUCCGUUGUUCUUUUCUCGCAGAAGCAAUUGCACAACAAACAUAGUUGCAUUUCAUCGACGUUUCUUGCGACGCUCAUUCUUUGGCAUGAGGAGCCCGAGCCUGGAGUUGCCCAUUCUUUUUGGUGUCUGGACUUCUGCAAAAGAAGGGUUCAAUUCCCUUUUUUGACACGAGGGAUGUGUCCUUUAAAACUCAAAUACUGGUACUAUGCUACAGCGGUGCAUAAAAUAAAAUUGUGGGUCAAGAAUGUUUACACCACUUUAAUUUUGUCACCCACUCGUAUUGUGAUUUAUAAA
Messenger RNA from Phragmites australis (common reed), 1994 nucleotides. RefSeq lists its product as uncharacterized. Gene Ontology annotation, biological process: protein insertion into mitochondrial outer membrane. NCBI's taxonomy places the organism in Eukaryota, Viridiplantae, Streptophyta, Magnoliopsida, Poales, Poaceae. Gene Ontology annotation, cellular component: outer membrane; SAM complex. The transcript has 4 exons. The record is from RefSeq and is a predicted model, not a curated record. Bases 61 to 1638 code for a protein of 525 amino acids.